Molecule: messenger RNA, 537 nt
Organism: Benincasa hispida (wax gourd)
Lineage: Eukaryota; Viridiplantae; Streptophyta; Magnoliopsida; Cucurbitales; Cucurbitaceae
Source: RefSeq, a predicted model, not a curated record
AUGACCGAUUUGGGAAAAAUGCGAUUCUUUCUUGGGAUUGAGGUGUUACAACAGUCUUCUGGAUUUUUUAUAUGUCAAAGAAAAUAUGCAUUGGAGGUUUUGAAAAGGUUUGGCAUGCUGGAAAGUAACUCUGUGAACAGCCCAAUUGUUCCUGGUUCCAAAUUGAGUAAAGCUGGAAAUGGGAUCCCUAUUGAUGAUACAUAUUACAAACAAUUGGUGGGAAGUUUAAUGUAUCUUACUGCCACAAGACCUGAUAUGAUGUUUGCUACUUGCCUUAUAAGUAGGUACAUGGUAAAACCAAUGGAAGAUCAUCUUCAAGCAGCUAAAGAAUAUUUCGGAGGAAAUGCUGGAUUGUUGGCAUAUACAGAUAGUGACUAUGUUGGAGAUUUGGAAGAUCGAAAAAGUACAUCUGGGUAUGUAUUUUUAAUGAGUUCAGGUGCUGUUUCGUGGUGUUCAAAAAAACAACCUAUUGUGACCUUAUCAACUACAGAAGCUGAGUUUGUAGCUACUGCAAUUUGUGCUUGUCAAGGAGUUUGG